CGCGGCAAAGCAUUGAAGUUUCCCCAGCCUAGACCUUUCAGCCAGUCUAGAGAUAAGGGAACUAUUGAUGAAAUUGUUUGUCAUGCUUGUGGUAAAAACGGACAUAUCAAACCAAACUGCCCUGAUAAUCCCAGGAAUUUCAGAGGUGUGAAGAUCCCGAACCAAUCCUGUCCUGAUGACCCAAGCCCUGCUACUACUGAUGUGGCUACCUUAACAUCCUGCGCUAGUCCUGACCUCUGUGAACCCCCUGAAGAACCUGACCUCUGUGACCUACCCAAUCUACCUUCUUCCUGUGACCUAACCGAUUUCCCUGACAAGCCUACAUUUCCUUUUUCCACUGAAAGUACGCAGGUAUGUAGCGAGAAUUCUUGUCGAUAUUCUAUAGAUGAGGCGCCAAAGAUGUCAAUGUCAAUGGUUGUUCAAACAAGAGCAAAUAAGAGCAAACCGAAUGUAAAUUCAAAACUAAAAUGCCCUGCUGAUGACAGCAUUGAGAUAAACAAAACUUCUUUAAUCAAAGCACAGAAAUCCUGUAAGACCUUAAAACUGAUAAGGGAGAAAUUAGAAAGCGGAAGGGAGGAAAACGUAAAAUCCCGUUCUGUAAAAUAUGAAAUGCGUAACGGUUUGAUCUACAGAUCUGUAUCAAAAUCCUUGCUGCAUUCUCCUGACUUCAUCUUCUACUUUCUAUAUCUUCUGUGCCUAUUCUACUAUACGUACAGCGACAAGUACGACCUCACGAAUGUCCUCAUAUAA
Molecule: messenger RNA, 750 nt
Organism: Penaeus monodon (black tiger shrimp)
Lineage: Eukaryota; Metazoa; Arthropoda; Malacostraca; Decapoda; Penaeidae
Molecular function (GO): nucleic acid binding; zinc ion binding
Source: RefSeq, a predicted model, not a curated record